Scatophagus argus is the source of this 3813-nucleotide messenger RNA. It is a transcript of the gene nherf4b, whose product is annotated as PDZ domain containing 3b. Gene Ontology annotation, biological process: protein localization to plasma membrane. The record is from RefSeq and is a predicted model, not a curated record. Gene Ontology annotation, cellular component: apical plasma membrane. Lineage: Eukaryota; Metazoa; Chordata; Actinopteri; Scatophagidae. The transcript is spliced from 11 exons. Bases 963 to 2879 code for a protein of 638 amino acids. Gene Ontology annotation, molecular function: protein-membrane adaptor activity; protein binding.
CCUCGACCAACUGGCGAAGUCAUCGGCUCCUCCUCAAGCUCCUGUCCUUCCCGCAGUCUCCACUCCUGCUCCGGCCUUUCCUGCAGUGGGAACGGGUGCCAGACUGGAUUCUCCAGAGCGAUACUCGGGAGAGGCUAAGAAGUGUAAGCCGUUUCUAAUUGACUGUUUGAUUCAUUUUGAACAUUCUCCUCACGCUUUUCCCACAGACAGAUCUAAGAUCGCGUUCAUGAUCUCCCACCUGGCAGGGCGGGCUAGGGCUUGGGCUACGGCGGAGUGGGCACGGGACUCAGCUCUCUGCAGCUCUCUCCCUGACUUCCAGGAUGCCCUACUGAAAAUCUUCGACCCCGUCUCCGGAGAUCGCGAAAAGGCUCGAGAGCUGAGUAACGCGAGACAAGGUGCCGAACAAAUUAGCGAUUAUGCCAUCCGCUUCCGUACCCUGGCAGCGGAGAGUGGAUGGAAUAGCACCGCUCUGUACGACGUGUUCCUGAAGGGUCUAGCGCCUCCCAUUCAGGAGAAAAUGAUUCCACUGGACCUGCCCCCUGAUCUGGACUCGCUCAUCGCUCUCGCCAACCGUCUCCGGGAUCUAAAGUCUCAGCAACGGAGCGGAUUCACGGAGAGAAUGAGCAUCCCUCCCUUACAGCCCGCUGAUGGCCGUUUCGACCGCCAACCGCCUUCGCGCUCCUAUUCCCUCUCCCCAGCUAAGGAAGGAGAUGAACCCAUGCAGUUAGGACGAGUGAAACUCACGCAGGAGGACCGGCUACGUCGGCAGCAGGAGGGCCGCUGCUUUUACUGUGGAGAGUUGGGUCACCUGAUUGCUGCCUGCCGGGCUAAGAAACCCACAGCGGUGUCAUGUCACGGCCGUUGGCCCUGUUCAACGCAUUCUCACACCGGUCAGGUUAGUACAUCACGACUUUAAUUCGAAGCUCCGCGCUCUCGUUGAUUCAGGGGCAGACGAGAGCUUAAUGGAUAUAGGUCUGGUUAAGAAGAUUGGCCUCCAAAUUGAACUUCUUGCUAGACCGUUCAGGGCCAGUGCUCUGGAUGGGAAGGAACUAUUCACAAUCACGCAUAGAACAGAGACUCUGGAACUAAUAAUCCAGGGGCAUAGAGAACUCAUGACUUUUUAUGUGUUCAAGUCUCCUUCUCAGGCUCUGGUUUUAGGCUAUCUCUGGCUGAAAAAACACAAUCCACACGUAGAUUGGAGAUCUGGACAGAUUCUGAGUUGGGGAAAAGAUUGUGAGGGACUGUGUUUCGGCCCGCAGGCACCUAAGAUCACUGAGACUAUGAUUAAUGUUGUUUCCUCUGACUCCGCCACAGACCCUGAGUACCCAGACCUAAGAACCGUGCCCACCUGCUACCACCACCUCAAGGAGGUGUUCAGUUUGGUGGAAGUCACAGGGUUGACAGAGAAAUUUACAUUUAAUCCAAAAGAGGGAAUAGACAACCCAGUGAUGGUUAUCACAGAGGACUCAGAAUCUGUGUCAACACCCAGCCCACGUUUCUGUGUUCUUAAACGAGAGGAAGGGGAGUCCUACGGCUUCCAUCUGCGGGUGGAGAAGGGGCGCCAGGGUCACGUAAUCAGAAAUGUGGUGACAGGAGGGGUUGCAGGGCGGGUUGGUCUUAGAGAUGGAGACAGGCUCCUGGAAGUUAAUAACUACUAUGUUGAUGAUGUCCCUCACUCUGAGGUUGCCAGGAAGAUAAAGCUAAGCGGACACCAGUUGUGUUUAUUAGUGCUGGACGGGGUGGAGUAUGAGCAGGCUGUGUCUAGAGGUCAAGACCUUCAAAGUCUGGUCAGAGUGCACAAGGGCUUUAAACCACCUAGGCUCUGUCACAUCACCAGGGAUCCUGUGUCAGGUCUGGGCAUCAGCUUUACACCUGUGGAAGGAGAGAAAGGUCGCUUCACCGUGAACCUGGUUACAGGAGGUGCAGCUGAAAAGGCAGGGGUGUGUAAAGGAGAUCACCUGGUGUGGAUGGAUGGAGCAAUAGUGUCUGAUCUCACACACAGUGCACUCAGCAGGAUGAAGAAAAAAUGUGGUGAUCAUAUCACUGUCCUAGUGAUUGAUAACGAGAGUGAGAAGAACUACAAGCGACAGAGGAUACCCAUUCUGCCCACUAUGGCUGUUUCACAUAACCUGCCUCACAGAGCAAGAAAACUCCACCUGGUCAGUGGGUGUGAGGGCUACGGCUUCCUCCUUCGGUUGGAGAAAACAUCAUCAGGACGCACAUUUCAUGUUCUGCGUGGGGUGGACAGUGGCGGCCCGGCCGAGAAGGCAGGUAUGAAGGAUGGAGAGCUGCUGCUGGAGGUCAACGGAGAGUCAGUGGAGUCACUGAGUCAUGGCGACAUUGUGGACAGAGUGAGACUGAGUGGACAACAGGUCUCCAUCACCACGAUCACACCUCGGGGGCUGGAGUUUUACACCCGGUUGGGUCUAUCACCUCUUCUCUUCAGUGAGGAUGAUGCUGCUGAGAAGGAAACAGAGAGCAGCACACCAGCCUCUGCAGCAGAGCAAUCACCACAAAAGGAAAUGGAUGUCUCCUGUAAACCCAGACACUGUUCCCUCCAAAGAGGACCUUUGGGGUUUGGCUUUAACCUGGGCUGUGUCCCACAGAGACCUGGUACCUUCAUCAGCCAGGUGGCUUCCGGGGGCUCUGGACAGAGUGCAGGAUUACUUGUGGGUGAUGUGGUGCUGGAAGUCAAUGGACAAAAUGUGGAAGAGCAAUAUCUAGAAGAUGUGAUCUUGCUUGUGAAGGAGGGAGGACAUUUUCUUUCCUUACUAGUCAUAGAUGAGACAGGCUACAACAAGUUGAAGUCAGCUGACACACUUACCAGAGACAUCACUGACAAUGAGGAGGAAGACAAUUAUGAGAUAUCAUCUUUGUGAGCAGCAAAGAGACUAGGAAAUUCCAAACUUAACUGAACAAUUAUAUUAUUAUACUGGCCAGAUUGCCUUAAUCUGAUCCCAGGUUUUCACAAAGAAAUUCAACAGAUGAAACAGGUAAAAUGAGCUAAAUGAAACAGUAUAACUUGUGGAGCCCUCAAAGAAAUGUUGCAAUGUGUAUUUGUGUAUGAUUUGAAAAUGUCUUUUGGGUCAGUAUUAUAUAAUUAGAGGUGAAGAACAUUAAAUCUUAGACAGUGAUUGCCACAUCAGUUAGAUAAAUAAAAGAAUAAAAUGCUCCACAGCUUGAAUAACCACAAAUGAAUGAAGGGAACCCAGUAACUGUGGAGAAAGUGCAGAAACUCAAAAACUACAACACAAAAGGUGAGCAGAUAGCGUCAAGAGCAGAGAGAGAGAGAGUAUGUUUAUUGAGAAUGCACCUGACAGGAAAUAUCAUAUUGAUGGAAACAAUUUCUUUGUUUUUUAAGUGUGAUCUUAUUAAUAAUGCUUCUGGAUAUUCAUCAACCAUUUGCCAUGUUGAACUCUAUGAACUUUAUGCUAUGAACAAAAAUUUCAUAGAGUGACAUAACCAUAAAGGGCCAUGGGAAAAUUGUAUAAAUGUAAAAACAAAUGUAAAAGUGGUGAUGUGCACAAUACCUUUUUUGAACAGAAUUUAUGUGACCAUAACCCAAUAUUUUUAUGUAACUGAUGUGACAAAAUAUAUUAUAAGACUAAUUGAUCAUGACAUCACUUGGUAGCAUUUAGAUAUUGGAUGAGAUGUGAUCUGAUGGAUGGGUCAUGCCCUCUGGUGAUGGAGAUUCUCAUCCUAAGUAUAGUACGUGUUUCACUUUCAUCAAUUUACUGGUUAUGUGGCCCAGAAGGGUGUACUUGACCUGGAACGGUUGUUAUGAAAUGUUAAAUUAAACUGAAUUAAAACAAA